Molecule: messenger RNA, 1463 nt
Organism: Serpula lacrymans var. lacrymans S7.9
Lineage: Eukaryota; Fungi; Basidiomycota; Agaricomycetes; Boletales; Serpulaceae
Exons: 3
Source: RefSeq, a predicted model, not a curated record
AGCGUCUGGUGUGACUUGUCGUCAAAUGCGAGCUAUCUGGUAAUGCCCUAUGAUACUUGGCUAUACCCUGCAUCUACCGUCUCGUUUCUCUCCUGUACGGGCAAAGCAGCUGUGUGAUGAUAGCGGGGUGAUGUUGGUGGGCAACGCUGCAUGCCGCAGCGACGAAGGGACCCUGACGAAGUCUGUCAAACGUGCUCACGACAGACUCGGACCAGACGAUGACGGCUACAGGGAUGCACUCGUCCUGGACAGACAACUUGAGUAUGAUAGCCUGAGUGCAUCGUCCAGCACAUCGUCCAGCAACUCCAAGCGUCGGCGCAUCUCACUUCUUCCAGACGACAAAUAUGCUUAUACCAUUAGCUGGAACAAACUGUCCUUCAGCAGCGAUGAACCUAAUACAAUCGAAGCUCAUAACCCGAAAUUCAGAGGUGGCGUAGCACACGCCAUAGAACAAUGCGCUUAUGAUUGGGAGGGAUUGAAAGAAUUAUCUGCAGAGGCUACAGAGAAAUACGAUAGUUAUCUCGUAGCCGGUGACAGUGCUGGAGCUCUCUGCAAACUGCAAGACGUUGUCCGAGGAUGCAAUCAGUUUCUGUCCUGCCAUCGCGAUCUCCCGCUGGCACGCCUUUAUGACAUCCCCGCGGCUACUCCUGCUUCUACCCAGAAUUCAACCUCUCCAGCUACUUCACCCGAUAACCUUGAAAGUUCUGAUUGGGAACGAGAAGAGCAAAAGCCGCCAGAUCAAGACUGGAUAAGAUAUAGGGAACACCCCAGUGCCGUCCACGCCAUCCUCGGAACAGCGUUAUUUCUUUUGGGCAAAUUGAUAGCACAGGAUCCCUCUUUGGCGCGCACCGGAGAACCAACAAACCCAUCUCCUUACUGGCUCAUCGCUUUAGAUGUAUUUGAAGCAGGCGAUAAUCUUCCUAGUCCCGCUUGGGGGCAACGCUAUGUCAAUAUUGUUGACGAUAACUGGCAGAUGUAUGUCGUUUGGGGGCGAGUGCUAGUCGCACUCGCGGAUCUGGCAACGAAGAAGGCCAGCGAGGAUGCAACAAAUGGUUCCUCGUCGCAGGCUUCUAUGUAUAGGUAUAGAAAAGAAUGGCCUACGAGCUCGCCAUUCGCUGCGAUUAUAGCCCAUUGCUCUCCGCUGGCAAAUACGAUGUCACUUUCAGACCCUUCAGCUCACGAAUUUUUGAUGUUAGCCAUGGAUCAAUUCUCGCGGGGAAUUUUUCAUAUGCCUCGUCCACCCCUUCCUUCUGACGAUUCACUUUGCGAAUACAAUGCUUUCCUACCAACCAAAUUUUGUCAUGAAAAAGAGCUUUUCACCAUAGCCUCCGAUGUACUGGAUGUAGCUGAACAUCUGGAGGUACCUUCAGAACGGCGUUAUUGGGCGUCGUGGGUAGACUCUGUAUUCAAACAGAUCGAAGUAGGGAGUGCUGGCAUAUACAACGACCAGGCUAUACACUCGA